AUGGAUAUCGAUCCUAUCAGAAGAAACAAAAAGCCACGCCUCCUAUUGGAGUCGGAGCGCGAACGCCUAGAUGAAUUUAUCGACUCCAUUCACUACUCUGCUCGGUACUCAGAUGACAAGUAUGAAUACCGUCACGUGCAACUUCCCAAGAACAUGCUCAAGAAGAUCCCCAGCGACUACUUUGACAGCUCGAAGGGCACAUUGAAAUUGCUUUGGGAAGAAGAAUGGCGCGCAUUGGGAAUUACACAGAGUUUGGGAUGGGAACACUACGAAGUGCAUGAACCGGAGCCCCAUAUCCUUCUGUUCAAACGACCCCUGAACUACCAACCUCCGCAAGUGUAA
This is a messenger RNA of Penicillium taxi, 342 nucleotides long. Its product is annotated as cyclin-dependent protein kinase regulatory subunit CKS1. Gene Ontology annotation, molecular function: histone binding; ubiquitin binding; protein kinase binding. Lineage: Eukaryota; Fungi; Ascomycota; Eurotiomycetes; Eurotiales; Aspergillaceae. Gene Ontology annotation, cellular component: SCF ubiquitin ligase complex; cyclin-dependent protein kinase holoenzyme complex. Gene Ontology annotation, biological process: regulation of mitotic cell cycle. The record is from RefSeq and is a predicted model, not a curated record. The transcript has 4 exons. The coding region runs from base 1 to 342 and encodes 113 amino acids.